Molecule: messenger RNA, 3502 nt
Organism: Sceloporus undulatus (fence lizard)
Lineage: Eukaryota; Metazoa; Chordata; Lepidosauria; Squamata; Phrynosomatidae
Product: low molecular weight neuronal intermediate filament-like
Exons: 4
Coding region: 76-1428 (450 amino acids)
Source: RefSeq, a predicted model, not a curated record
UCUUCCUCUCUUUGCUCCUCUUCUUCACUCUUCCCCUCCUCCUCUUCUUUCUCUUCCUCCUCCUCCUCUUCCACCAUGAGUUCCUCCAACCGGGACCCCUUCUUCCCCUCCUCUUCCUCUUUGGGCCGGAGAGCCUUGGGGGGUUCUCCCUCGAGGCUGCCCCCCUUUCCCUCCUCCUCCUCCUCCCUCCGCCGGGGGGUCCUUGGGGGCUCCUCCUUCCGCCACUUGCCUGCCCCAAGCAGCUCGGUGGACCACCUGGAGGCCCUCUUGUCUGGCCCUUCUCCAUCAUCUCCAUCUUCUUCUUCUCGCGCAUCGGAGAAGGCUCAGCUGCAGGGCCUGAACGACCGCUUUGCCUCCUACAUCGAGAAGGUCCAUCUCCUGGAGCAGCAGAACCAGCAGCUGGAGGCCGAGGCUGGGGCCCUUCGGGGCCGUCUGCUGUCGGAGCCCUCCCGGCUCCAGGGCCUCUACCAGCAGGAGCUGCGGGAGCUGAGGGCCGCCCUGGAGGCCUUGAGGCAGGACGGGGACCGGGCCGCCUUGGAGGGCCAGCGCAUGGCCAGGGACCUCCAGAGACUCCGCCAGCAAGAGGCCCUCCAGGUCCAACGGAGCCAGGAGGCCCAGGACCAGCUCCGCCAGGCCCGACGGCAGGCAGACCAAGACACCCUCCGGAGAAUGGAGCUCGAGAAGAAGGUGGAGGCCCUCCUCCAGGAGAUCACCUUCCUCAGGAACCUCCAUCGCCAGGAGAUGGAAGAGCUCCAGCAAGAGCUCCAACAGGCCCAGGUCCCUGUGGAGAUCGACAUCAGCAAGCCUGACCUGACCGCCGCCUUGAAGGAGAUCCGCAUGCAGUACGAGGUCCUCUCUGCCCGCAACCAGCAGUCGGCCGAGGAGUGGUACAAGUCCAAGUUUGCCAACUUCACAGAAGAGGCUGCCCGCAGCAGCGACAGCAUCCGCCAGGCCAAGGAGGAGAUCUCGGAGUAUCGCCGCCAGCUGCAAGCCCGAAACAUCGAGAUCGAGGCCCUUCGCAGCGCCAACGAAUCCCUGGAGAGGCAACUGCAAGAGGCUGAGGAGAGGGGCAACGGCGAGAUUCACGGUCUGCAGGAGACCAUCAGUCAGCUGGAAAAUGCCUUGAGGACGACCAAAGGAGAGAUGGCGAGGCACCUGAGGGAGUACCAAGACCUCCUGAAUGUAAAGAUGGCCCUGGACAUUGAAAUAGCAGCUUACAGAAAACUGCUGGAAGGAGAGGAGACGCGCUUGAGCAACGUUGGCAGCAGCAGCAGCAGCAGCAGCUUCCUUGGGUUUAGCUACCCUUUCUCCUCAAGCCCUCUCUCCAGCCUGAAAGGGUUCUCCAGGAGCACAGUUGUCGCCAGGAAGGAGGACAUGGAGGACAACCCAAAGGAAGCGGAGGAGGAGGACUCCGGAGAUGAGAAGUGAGAUGCCAGCGUGGCCAAAAACUAAGCGCGGGGGGAGCUUCUUGCAAUGUUCGGAUUUCUUCACAAGGAGGAAGAGGGGGGUGCUUUCAGUUUUUCAGACAGUUUUGGGGGGAACACCUUCAAGUCUGCAGAGACAAACAUUCGACCACCAUCGGCUGCAAAGAUGCCACAGAUCCUUCACCUGCACAUUAUUAUAGUUAUUUAUUUAUUUAUUUAUUUAAUUGUAUCCUGCCCUUCUCAGAGCAGCUUCACAUCAUUACAAAAACGGUACAAUUAAAAACGUGGGGGGAAGUACAUUAAAAAGGAAUUAAAUUAUUACAAUAUUAAAACAGAUAGUUGUUAAAAGAAUAAAACACAUUUUAAAAAGAUAAAAUUAUAUAAAACAUUGCAGGUCUGUGGGUGUGCCGGGUGUUUCUGCACUACACUCUUAUAGCAGUUGGAUCCUGCUUUAGCUGCCAUGGCUGCAUCCUGUGGAAUCCUGGGAUUUGUAGAGUCAAUAUAUAGGUAUUCAAUUAAUCUACUCUAGUUAGGACUAGCAACAGGAUUUAGGCCUAUCGAUCCCAGGAUUCUGUAGAAAGGAGCCAUAGCAGUUAAAGCGGUAUCAAACCCUACCAAGAUGUAGUGCACAUGCAUUCUCAGUUAAAUGUGUAUUGCAUCUGUAAGGUUAAAGGUACAUGGACAUAUGUUUGGACAUCUUUGCCCUAUGCCAAUGUGACCCAAAAUGUCUUUACUUGGAGGUAAGCCCCGCUGCUUUCUUGGGGGCUUAUUCUGUUAUAAAUAGAUAUAGAUCUACUCAGGAGUGAUUGUUUGUGAGUUUUUCCAGAAAAUCAUUAUCAGAAUGAAAAGGAAUCAGUCCCAGACUUUGAAAAGUCUUCAAAAGCUGUAUAGUUUUCAAAGACUAUUGAAGCAGGAAGGAAAUGGCUCAAAUUACUCAAUGUGUCCUUUAGGAAUAGAAGAAUCACAGCCCAGCUAGGACCUUGCAAAAGCCAUAAACGGCCUUUGGCCUCACCCUUUUGGUAGCUGCCUGCAGGUCAGCGGCAUGCCUUUGGGAAGAGCUCUGGUGAGAUGAUGGGCAAAGGCAGAGCCAACCAUGCCAUCACUGAUGCACUUACCCAAAUGCAUCACAUUGGCUUCAUCUGUAUCAAUUGUGUUUGCAACUGGACAUAGUUGCUGUCCUUCUACUCCAAUCUAGGGCAACGUGGCAAACAAAAAGUCAGUAGAUGCAGUUUUUGCACACUUUGUGUCCCCUCACCCAGCCCCACAAAGAAAGCCUGCAUGUACUGAUAAUGUCCAAACCUGUUGUGAUGCUGGAAAGGCAUAGCACAUCAACCAGGAUAAAGAAGAAACAAACCCAAUUUCCUACCAUCCCCGUCACAAUCCCUAUUCUGGAAUAAAUACCGUUGCACAAGGGUAGUAUCCCAAUCUGAGCUGUGCAGAGUUGUGCCCUGUUUUGUGCAUGCGAUGCUCAUCCUCAUUUGUAAAACUCGCCCGUCACUCAUUUUGUCGCGGAGGUCAGAAAUUGUACAUAACCCUCCUUUGGGCUGUUUCUCCAUAUAAAAACAACAGCAUCCCCUUUUUAAAAAUGAAAACCUUCCCUUGAGGACAUUCUAUGCCUAGACUUAGUUUAGGUGGGACCUAUCUUAAUGUAUUUGUAAUUCUUCAUUUUUGGGGGGAGUUUUGGCAGAAACCACCUGUAAUAAUAUUUUAGGUGAAACAUAAAUGCAAGUAUCUAGAAGGAAGUUCUUGACUCAUUUGCGUGUCCCAAAGUCCAGGUGCUAUUAGAGAGAAUGCUCUGUGCAUGACUAAAUAGAGAGCAUUUCUUAGUAUUAUGUGUGUAUGUAUGUGCAUAGAGAACGCAAGCAGAAUGUAAGACAAGGAGGUCAUGGAGACAUUUCAAAGGCUAUUUAUUGGGUCAAGGGGUGUGAUCGGCGCAUGAAACUACAUUCCCAAUUGUGUCCUGUGAUUAACUUCCUUCUUUAAAAACACACACACCUGCUUUUAGACCUUUUUAAAAACGGUGUUUAUAAGGCAAAUAAAAUGGAAAUUAGAAACCCCACUGAAAGGUCUUGUAUUGU